Molecule: messenger RNA, 2151 nt
Organism: Colletotrichum karsti
Lineage: Eukaryota; Fungi; Ascomycota; Sordariomycetes; Glomerellales; Glomerellaceae
Product: ph signal transduction protein
Exons: 3
Coding region: 1-2151 (716 amino acids)
Cellular component (GO): growing cell tip; cell division site; plasma membrane
Source: RefSeq, a predicted model, not a curated record
AUGUUGCGGCCGGCGACCCCCAUGUCGCUGCUGCUCUUAGCGGCCUUCGCCCUGAUGCUGCUGUCUACUCUGUCUACCCCGAUCAUCAAAGCUAUUCCGCUCGGCAGCUUUCAGGGUGUCACCUUUGGAGUUUUCGGUGUCUGCAAGGCUGAUAACUCCUGCACCGGUAUCGAAAUCGGAUAUGACACCUCUGGAUUGUUUCAAAAACCGGGCGCCUUUGACCUCCCGGACUCGGCCCGAAACACCCUUUCCGCCAUUUUGAUCGUGCAUCCCAUUGCCGCCCUGACGACACUCAUCAUGUUCAUCUUGGCUGCGGUGGCUCACCUUCACUCACCCUCUCAUUCGGCUAGGUACCUUCUCGCCGUCUUCAUCUUCUCUUUUGUCGACUUCCUCAUCUGCCUCCUGGCUUUCCUGGUCGAUGUACUUCUCUUCGUCCCGCACAUGGCCUGGGGCUCAUACAUUGUCCUGGCCGCCACGAUCUUGGUCGGUCUCAGUGGAAUGGUUGCCUGCGCCAUGCGACGUAUGCUGGUCAGCAGGAAGGCAAGAAAGAAGAGGAUUGCCGAGAACGCGGAAAUGAGUGGCGAGAACUACUACAACCGCGAGGCCCAGACCAAGACACCCGGAUCCAUCGUCUCGCAGCCGACCGUCCCUGUGGUCAGUGGUGGAAAUGGUAUCGACAAGAUGCCCACCUUUGCGUCAUUCGAAUCUCAAAAGAAGGAAGACCAAGUUAGCGACGAGCGCAUCCCUCUUACAGCACGGAGCCCUGUGGAUAGAAACCAGGGCAACAUGGCGAUGGACCCCGGCAACGAUAUGGGCGCCUACGGCAACGCUCCCCCUUCAAGAUCUGGCUCUGCUCCUCCUAUCAACAGGGACCCGUACGGCAACCCCAUGCCAGGACCUGAUGGAUACGGUCCCAGGCGAGGUCCUUCUCAAGAACGUAUGAGAGGAAGAGGCGGCAUGCCUCCCGGAGGAUUUAGAGGACGCGGUGGAGGUUACGGCGGUGGAAGAGGUGGGUUCAACGGCAACGGAUACGGCCCCCCACCAGGACGAGGCGGAUACGGUGCCCCGGCACGUGGUGGUUACGGCCCUCCCCCGGGAGGUAGAGGUGGCUACGGACCCCCUCCUCGCGGCGGCUAUGGCCCAGGAGGUAUGCGUGGUGGACGACCUCCUCCGCCAGGCUACCAAAACGCUCCUGGACCCUAUGACCGGAGACCUAGUCCCGCAAACGCGUACGGCGCCCCUCCCGCUGGCCCCUACGGACGACGCAACUCGGGCUCUGGAGACUCAGCGCCGGGUUACAGCAGUAUAAACAACAGCACAAACCCAUCGCUCCCGAGCAUCCCUCAACAACAACAGCAAGGUUACGAGGCUUACAACCCGGCGCGGACUAGUCUCCCGAGGGCUGAAUCUCCUCCACCCCUACCUGGCGACGCCCAUAUGGUGGGCCAGGCCGUCGAGAUGGAUGCGAGAACCGGCAGCCCUGCUCAUCCGCCUGCGGGCUUCGGUCAGUUCAGAGACAGCGAUGCCGACAUCGCCGGCAUGGUUGGACUGCAACAAGGCAGCGACAACAACAGGCCUAAUGCGCAGCAAAGACAUGACACCUACAUGAGCGAGGGCAGCAGGUACAGCACAGACGAAUAUGUCCCCCCACGUGCAGCCUGGAACCCGAACCAGCCCCCAUCAAGAAAUGCUUCCCCGCUUUCGCGUGUUGAAAUGCCUGGGCGAAGCUCGCCUGCGCACGCGCAACCUACAGCGAGCGACUACUACGAGGAUGUCGACCCGCGCUUCGCGGAUGCCCCGGCACCCGCUCCCGCUGCCAGAGCAGGCCCUCCACCUGCCCUUCAGGUACCUCUAUCCGCGCCCAAUAUGUAUGCAGAUACUCAUGCAGAUGCCGGUGCGCGUAGUCCUGGCGCCGAGUCUGAUCGGUCCAACUUCACUUCAAUAUCCCAAAGGGGUAUAAACCCGAGGUGGAACCCUCCCCCAAUGCCUUACGGCCAGGGACCGCCUCGGCGACCACCACCCCAGCAGCGACGACAAGACAUGCUGCUGGCCAACAACCCGGACUUCGAGCUGCCUUCCAACCGCCUCGGCCCCCCGUCGCGAGCGGGAGGAAAUGGCAUGAUACCCGGCAGCGCGUAUCCGGGGCUAUAA